AUGUCGAGGACUGAAGUAAGGACCAAGGAUAAGCUGCUUGAGAUUAACGGAGUCAAGCCAAAAGUCAUUCUCCCCGACGGCACCACCCUCAAUGCCACCUCCGAGUCCUCAGAUAGGCUCUACACCAUGAAGCGCACCGGCGACCACUACUACUGCACCUGCCCCGCCUGGCGCCGCGCCAUCGGCGCAGUCAACAGCCGCACCUGCAAGCACCUGCAGUCGCUCUUUGGCGUGGAAUACGAAGAGGCGCGCCUGGAGCGCCUGAACCCCACCGCCGCCACCUCCACCUCCACCCCCACGAGCAGCCUGAAGCGCAAAGCGGAAGACGACCUCGAGGCGGGCGGGAAGGGGAAGGCAAAGGCGCUGGAGGAGAGUACUGACGACGGCGAGGACACGGAGGACGAGGUGGCCACGGAGGAGGACGUGAAGCCGCGGGGUGGGAGGAGGCUGGCGAAGAGGGCUAGCCCGGAUGAUGAUGAGGAGGAGGAGGAAGAGGAGGAGGAGGAGGCGAGGCCCGCGGCGAAGAGGUCGAGGGGGGGGAAGGCGGUGAGGGCGGGGGUGGUGAGUGAUGAGGAGCUUGCGGAUGCGAAGCCGGCGCGGAAGGCGGCGGCGGGUAGUAGUAGUAGUGGUGGUGGUGGUGCGGCGGCGGCCCGGCCGAAGCGGAAGGUGGAGCCCGUGCAGAGGCUGGCGAAGGAUUUGAGCUUCAAGCCGCUGCUGGCGGAGAAGUGGGAUAUCGAGAAGGGGAAGGACCCGAAGGGGUAUCUGAUCUCUGAGAAGCUGGACGGUGUGCGCGCGUACUGGAAUGGGAAGAACUUUCAGAGCCGCGAGGGGAACCCGUUUUAUGCGCCGGAGUGGUUCACGAAGAGGAUGCCGAAGGAUAUCUGCCUCGACGGCGAACUCUUCACUAGCCGCGGCGACUUCCAGAAAUGCGUGUCCAUCGUGCGCACGCAGAACAACCCCGACGCCUGGAAGUUCAGCGUGAGCUACCAAGUCUUCGACUGCCCGAGCAUGGGCGACGAGCCCUUCGAGGACCGCAUCGCGUUCGUGCAGGAGACGUUCAAGAAGCUGCGCAUCCGCUGGGUGCACGUGCUCGAGCACACCGAGUGCCGGAGCCGCAAGCACCUCCUCGACAUGCUCGACGACGUGUGCGGGAAGGGCGGCGAGGGCCUGAUGCUGCGCGAGCCCGGGUCGCCGUAUGUCAACGGGCGCAGCAAGACGCUGCUGAAGGUGAAGCGCUUCUUGGAUGCCGAUGCGGUCGUGAGGGGCCAUGAGAGGGGGUCCGGGAAGAAUGCGAAUUGUACCGGGGCGUUGAGGGUGGAGAUGUUGGAUGCGAAGGGGAGGCCGACGGGGAAGCUGUUUAAGAUUGGGAGUGGAUUGACGGAUCAGCAGAGGAGGACGCCGCCGAAGAUUGGGGCUACGGUGAUCUAUAGGUAUCAGGAGUUGUCGAAUAGCGGCACGCCGAGGUUCCCGACGUUUGUGGGCGAGAGGGCGGAUUAG
This is a messenger RNA of Morchella sextelata, 1497 nucleotides long. RefSeq lists its product as uncharacterized. The record is from RefSeq and is a predicted model, not a curated record. Bases 1 to 1497 code for a protein of 498 amino acids. The transcript is spliced from 4 exons. Gene Ontology annotation, biological process: DNA repair; DNA recombination. Gene Ontology annotation, molecular function: ATP binding; DNA ligase (ATP) activity; zinc ion binding. Lineage: Eukaryota; Fungi; Ascomycota; Pezizomycetes; Pezizales; Morchellaceae.